UACGUUUACCGAUUGGUACAUUUCAAAUGACACCGUUGAUUAUAACUAGUUUCCAAGAAUACUUUUAUUUCAUGUAAACUGCAACAUCUAUUAGUGAUUUUCAUUUUUACAUACAUGUGUCAAGGAGCUAUUUAAAGAGUUAUUUGAUUAUUUAAAAAAUGACAGACAUCUUAUACAAAAAGUUACUAAUUCUAGACAUUUCGGUAUGAUGAUAAUCGUAUAGCUGUUCAAAGUUGUCCAAUUAACGAGUUGGUUGAAUAAUGAUAAACAGAGGCACAGGCAUUUCUGAAUAACGUGCGUUCAAAGACAAGCAAGCAUCUUCAAUGCUGCACCCAGCUACAUCUCCGCGUAUUUGUAAGUGGCCGUUAAGAAAAAAAAAAAAGGAAAGCAACCAAAAAUGAAGAAUUAUGAUUUAUUCUUAAGCUUCGCAAAAUUGCUAUUAUUUUCGUGAUUGUCGCCCAUAAAAUAAUACUUUCUCAUUGGUAUGUAUUAUAAAAUUUUUACAGUGUAUUGUAAUCGAAAAGUGCGAUUGAUCGAUGCACUGUGCGCAACGAUGUGCGACAAUAUUCGUUAUGAAAGCAGCAGUUAAGUGACAGUACGUUAAGGAAACGCGAGUAAGAUCAUAUUGUUUCUAUUUCCUUGUUAUAUAAAUUCGAUGGCAAUUGAAAAAAUAUAAAGAGAUAUCUGAAACCGCUUUGAAUAAUUCUUGAACGACGACAUCCGGUUCGUAAACUUUGCAUACUUUUCGGCACGGUAUAGUGUGCAGUGCCAUUCCGAUGAAGACAGAACGGACGAAGUGAAGGAAUUUUUGUCAAUACGAGGGAGACGAAUCAUGGUAAGAUUUAAAAGAGAGAGUGUGCAAACUGAGAGGACGGAUGCACAUACAAGUCGGAGAAAUUAAAAGGGCCAAAAUAAACGCACAUUUUAUUAAAUAAUAAUACAAAAUGGAUGAGUGUAUGCUAAAUGAUUUAUUGGAAUGUUCAGUGUGCUUAGAACGAUUGGAUACUUCUAGUAAAGUAUUGCCUUGUCAGCACACUUUCUGUAAAAAAUGUUUAGAAGAAAUUGUGAGUACGCACAGAGAACUACGAUGCCCUGAGUGCAGAGUGCUUGUCGAUGUUAAAGUCGAUGACUUGCCACCAAAUGUAUUACUUAUGCGUAUUCUGGAAGGAAUGCGCAAUGCUGCACCUAAGAAUAUAAAAACUGUUUCUCGCAAUAAUCCAGGCCCACAGCGGCUGUUUGGUGGUCAUCAAGUUGCUCCAGCUCCUAUUGUAACCACGAAUAUUACAUCUGUUACGCACACUACCGAAGUAGUACGUCAUGCUAAUGCAGCAGCUAAGCAGGUACACUUACACAAUCAGGCAUAUGGCCGGGCCAUAUAUGAUUAUGUGUCUAAAGUACCUGGUGAUUUAAGUUUUAAGAAAGGUGACAUUGUUGUUCUUCGUAAAAAAAUUGAUAACAAUUGGUAUUUUGGAGAGUGCGGUACUAGUCAUGGCGUUUUUCCAUUAUCCUAUGUUCAGGUGAUGACUCCACUGCCACCACAUGUACCACAAUGUAAAGCUUUAUAUGAUUUUAGAAUGACCACUGACGAUGAAGAUGGUUGUCUUACUUUUAAUAAGGGAGAAGUUAUUAGCGUUAUUAGAAGGGUAGAUGAAAAUUGGGCGGAAGGAAAACUUUUAGAUAGAAUAGGCAUUUUUCCAUUAGCCUUUGUAGAACUUAAUAGCGUUGCUAGAGCUUUAAUGAAGUUGUCAACAAAUGUACAACCAGGACCUUCGCGAAUAGCACCACCUACUCCUACCAAUGAAGAAACUACCCCUUUAAUACCAACUGAUCACUCGCGCAACAUUCAAACAACGAGCCAACCUCAUUCGCAAUUAACACAGACUACAACAUUACCAGUAUCAGAUUCUAGUUCAACUGUAUCUUCUGGAGGUAGUUCUACUACAACUACUCCAAAUACACCUAAUAGUUCGAGUACUUCCAGCAGUUCUAGUACUGCUCCUAGUAGUCCUAGUAGUCCUGCUACUUCUCCUUCAGCAGUUGGAAAUAGACACAAUGUCAAGCGUCAUAGUUUUACUGCUAUGAAUACUGGUCAUCAUGCACAUUCCCAUCAUCGACAUAGUGCUGAAAUACUUAGUCCAGCUAUAGACAGUGGCCUUAACAGUGGAAACAAUAGUUCUGCCAAUGAAUCCUCAUCUUUACAAUCAUUAGGUAAUAGUACAGAUCAGAGCUUUCGGCAUAGACGAAGUGGUAGCAGUGAUCUAGUCCUUGCUCAAUCAUCACAAAAUUUACCAAGUAACUCUAAUAAUGGUAGUCAUUUACCAGCUGCUUAUGUAGCUUUGUAUCCGUAUAAACCACAAAAAGCAGAUGAGCUUGAGUUGAGGAAAGGAGGUAUUUAUAUGGUAACAGAACGUUGUCAAGAUGGUUGGUUCAAAGGAACAUCCAAUCGUACACAAAAAUGUGGAGUUUUCCCUGGAAAUUAUGUCGCCCCAGCAAAAUGCCAACGUGGCUUAUGCAGAGGUACAUCAAAUACUACGCAACAUCAGAAUUCUUCAUUGACAACUGGUCAGGGCAAUAAUGAAUCGCGAUUAACUGUUACUUAUACUAAAAACAAAGGGCCUGCACCCCAACCUUACAAUAUAAGAACAUUGCCACCGCCUGCAUUGCCACCUCGUGCUAUUAAUCCAGUUCCGCCUGUAUCAUCUUCGCGACUCAAUCAAAGCCAAGGCAUAACUCAAGAGGAUAGUCCUCCCAGACACAAUGAACAAACCUCUGUUAUAACGCCGCUAGGUCGUAGUCAUAGUGCAGUGAUGACUUCAAAUUUACCUUCUCCAGGUAAACAAGUAUUAUUACAACCUGCUUUAACAACAUCAACAACAGCUGCUAUUGGCAGUAUUACCAAUAACAACAGUACAGCCAUAAAUGCUACUGCUACUGCUGCUAUUUCUACUAUACCCGACAGAAGCAAAAGCCCAAAUAAUACUUUACAUACAGCAAGUGUCUCUGCUCCUACUUCAAGUACGUCUGUAACUUCAAAUAAAACUGGUGAAAAGUCAAAGGAAAAAAAAGACAAAUGUGUUUCUUUGAUGCGUCGUCUAACUAACAUAAAAAAAUCUAAAUCACCCCCACCAGCUACUUAUUCAAUGGAUAAUCCUGUAUUUGAGGAUGGUAAUGCCAUGAAUCCAAUGCAUGUUAGAUCGGGAUCUUGUCCAAGUCAGUUGCUACAGGUGGCACCCACACAGGAAUUAAAUGCUUCGAACAGUGUUCAUCGCAUGUGUCCAGGCUCUGUGCAAGGGCACGUCACGUCCUCACAGAGACUAAAGUUCAAGGAGAGACCCUCUUUACAGGUCUCAGUUUUCGAGAGAUCGAGCGAUACAAGCGGAGUAGUAAUGCCUACAACCGUUGCUGGUAAUCAUCAUCGUAAAAGUAAUUCUUUGGAUACUGGUAUAGGUAAACAAGUGAAACAACAACCUUCGCGUGAACGUGAACGAGUAUAUAGAUUUCGUUGCAUAGUACCAUAUCCACCUAAUAGUGAAUUUGAAUUAGAACUACGAGUAGGUGAUAUAAUUUAUGUACAUAAAAAACGUGAUGAUGGAUGGUAUAAAGGGACGCAGCAACGUACCGGACGCACCGGUCUUUUUCCCGCAAGUUUUGUGGAAGCUUUCUGAGAACCAGCUCAAGGUCGACUAGUACUAGAAACAUGUAUAUAAUUAGCGUAGAACAAUAUAGUUAAAAGAUACUAAGUCAUGACAAAAGUAAAAAUUCAUAAAUAAUUUCUUCAUGAAUUGUCAAUAUUCAAGAACUGUCAAUAUUGCAUAACAAACUAAUGCUCCAAUUAAAAUGUGCAUGAUCAUAAAGAAAUCCCGUAUUACACGUAUAAAAUGUGCUUACAGUUUAUAUACUAUUUAUAUCAGAGAGGAGACAAUGUAAUGUACAUAAAUAUGCUGAUACAUUGAACUUAUACUGCCAUUGAUAAUAUAGUAAGUACAAGGAUGACUAGGAAAUAAUACACGUUUUGUGCAAUGUUUAUACUGCCACUUAAAAGUGACUGUUGUAAAAGAAUAUUUUUUGCUAAUGUUGUUUUAAUGCUUUUUGUUUCAUUAAUUCAAUACGCUGCCAUUGUAAAUAAUGUGUAUAAAUAUUAUAUACAUAUAUAUUCGAAUGAGUACGGGUAUAUAUAACAUACACAUUUUAUCAGUACAUAAAAAUAGCAAUAGCCUUAAUUAAAAAUCAUUCUUUGAAAGUUUGAAUUUAUCUUAACAAUUCGUCAUAUUUACAUAUCACCAAUAAUAUCAUUGAUAUUUUUUAAAUUCUGAAUAAUACUUGUUUUUUUCUUUUAUUAAUAGUAUUAUUAAGUCAAUUCAGGGUGGUACAGAAGUGACAAUUUCAAAAUAAUGUUACUGUAUCCCAUAUAAUGUUUUCUGCUAAUAUUUAUAUUUAUAUUUAUAUUUAUAUUUAAAUUUAUAUAAUACAAAAAUUACUCAUGCUCUGCUAAUUAUUUCAAAAGUUUAUAGUACACUAUCUUUUGGUAUAAAUUUAUGAUCUCUUUUAUAGAUCUUCAUGUACCAAAUAUAUAUAUAUAUAUAUGUAUAUAUAUAUAUAUAUGUAUGUAUCUGUUAUAUAUGAAUCAGUUUAAUCUUCAAAAUAUGAUAACAUUAGAGAAUAUAUACGUUUGAUAAUAUAUAAAAUUGAAGGUAAUGUAAAUAAUAAAAUUGUCCACGUAGCACACAAAAUGAUUGCAUAAGGUAUACCGCAAAAUGAAUGCUUAAGACAUCUCGAUCGAUUAGCAUACACAGCUUUAUAAUACAUUCAUUACUUUCUUAGAUAAAAUAAUCAUGAAUAAAAAUCUGAAAUCUUAAGUAUAUUUAUAUUCAGAAGAACUACUUGUGUUCAAAUGUAUCAUUCUAAACUUAAUCACUUUGAUUAGCAUUGGAGGAAAAUGCUAGGCUGUACUAUAAUUACAAACAAUAAUAUUCUUUAUUCUUAUUGAGCGCAUAUAUAUAUAUAUAUAUAUAUAUAUAUAUAUAUAUAUUUGUGUAGAAAAAAUGGUAGAAUUUUGUAAUAGCGGACUACUUCUCAUAUAACAGUUCUUCAACUAAAUAAUAAAAUAUUUAAAAUUAUAUUAUGCAGUAUAUUUAUAAGUGAGUAUUUUAUAUGAAAUCAAGUUAAAUAAUAUUAUUAGAGGCAACGUAAAAAAAGAGAGAUACAUCAAUUAAAUAUACUACAAAUUAGAUAACUUAUGAUAUCUAAUCCAACAUUUACUUAUUAUCAGUUAAAUAUUCAUGCUACAAAGUUCAACAUUUAAUACAGCAAUAAUAUGGGAUAUCAUAUCUAAUGGCACCAAAUUUAUAUAACUUCAUUAUACUGUAAAUUUAUCCUCUAAUGCUACAUCAAUGAGUUAAUAUAAUCAUCUAUAUACUCGAUAUACAAGGCACCAAUAUAAAUAAAACUAAUGCGAACGUAUAUAGGAAUAUAAUUACUGUAAAUAUAAAAUAUAUAAAUUCCAUGAUAUAUAUUGCAAUAAGAUAUCGUAAUUUUAGGACUUUUUUUAAUAUGUUUUCUUUUUUUAUUAAUUUAUUAAAUCACGAAGCAACGCUCCAUGAUAUUUGUUAUAAAGAACAAUUGAAUCAACUGCACGUAGUUUAUAGUUGGUGCAAUCUGUUAAAUACUUUAUUAAUGAUUUAAUAAUAUUUCGUACGUAAAAGGAAAAAUAAUAUUUAAAUUGAAUUUUGGAGCUGUAUAAAAAUUGUAAUUUGAAUAUAUAUAUAUAUAUAUGUUAAAUUUAUUUAAGUUAUAAUAAUUUACAAUAUUUCUUCAGGACUGCAAAUGGGACACAUUAAUUAAUUAUUCGAUAAUAAUAAAUCAGUACGGAAUAUUUCUGUCAUUAGUAUAUAAUAAUCGAUAAAAUUUAUCUUGAUGUUGUGUCCACAGUAUCUACAAUUAUACGAAUAUUUAAAUGAUAUUUAAAUAAUCGAUAUAUAAGAGUUGUAAUAAAACAAUGAAUGCCUGUCACCAAUUUUUAUGUGUAUAUAUACAUAUAUAUAUGUAUGUAUAUAUAUAUAUAUAUAUAUAUAUGUAUGUGUAUAUAUAUGUUUUUUCAUUUACUUCAUGUUAUUUAAUAAAAAUAGCACAUCUUAAUGUAUACUAAAAGUAUAGUAUUCCUAAAAUAGAAAUAAAAAGCCAAGACGAAUGAUGCAUUGCAGUUUAGCUCAUUCAUGCGGCCUACGAAUGAUUGCGUUCGAUAUGAAAUGCAAUUAGACAGAUAGUAUAGUUUGAAAUGAGAUACUUUCGUGGUGCUGAUAAUUUAAAAAUGUGCUUGGUAACAUAUCCCUCAGACUAUAUAUAUAUGUAUAUGUAUCGUUUCAUACAUGGACGUAUUAAUAAUAUUAUAUAAUAAAAUCUGAAAUUUUCGGUGCUAAUGAAAACAUCGGCUAUUAGUAUCAAUAUUUUAGAUGAAAUAAAGUUCGCGACGAAUUAACGGACAGCGAACAUUUUAUCAUUUUAAAUGCUUCUCGCGUUACGAAUGCGUGAUAACGAUUAAUUCAUCACUCAAUUAUUGAAGGUCAUUGGAAAUAAAAAAGAUAUUCAACAGUAUUCGAGAAUAUUAUUGACAAUUAUCUUAUAAAUAUCGUCCGAAUUGCGUUUAGAUUUUUGGAUUUCUUACACAUUGGGAUAUACUAACGAAAAAUAAAAGUUAAUAACAUGAUUGGAAAGGUAUUAUGUUGGCAAUUUUACUUUCACAUUUUAUUCAUCAGAAUUGUUGCGCACUUAGUAGUACACAUAAGAAAGAUAAAAAAAUGAUAAAAAGUUUGCAAAAAAAUAAAGUCAAGUAUCAAAGGCAAAGAUCAAACCGAUAUAUUUAAUAUCUAUUUAGAACAGAUUUUUAAUAGAAAAUAAUAAUCUAUAAAUAUAUCAAGUGCAAAAAUGAUAGUGCAUUGACAUAUGAGCAUGCGCUGUCCUGUUUGUAGCUUCUUUAUUGUGUUGUUAAUUAUACAUAGUACAGUGCUGACACGCAACUAUAGACAUAAUAUCCACACAGUUACUGUCAUAUUUAGUAUGCGUCAAAGGCUUGUCGAAGGUAGUUUGUCUUAAUGCUUCUUCGUCGAUUGAGUUGCAUCUCACAGGCAUGUAGGUUGAUUUUAAUUUGAAUUGGAUUGUGGAUCGAAUCAGCUAUGAUUCGCAAGAAUAUGAACGAACUUAACGAUAACCGUCAAUAUAUUAUUGGUGGUUUAUACAACUAUUCUUCAAAUAAAAAAAAACAUUAAAAAAUCGAUCUUUGAUCUUGCUUUAUAUAUUAUUAGACAUCUUACAUAUUAUUAGAAAAACGGUCGCUGUUAAAUAAUAAAUCAAAUAUCUUUCUCAUGGUUUUGAUAUUUUUUUCGCAAAAUAUCAAGAGAUUAAGUUGAAAUAUACCGAAGAUAACACGUUACGAAAUAGUUUAGCAGAAAUAGUUUUACAUGUGUGCGAUCACAAUUAGAAUUUAUUUGAUUAAAAACUGAUCAUACUGUAGGUAUUGGAAUAAAUUCUUGUCAUGAUGAUACAAG
Vespa velutina is the source of this 7541-nucleotide messenger RNA. It is a transcript of the gene POSH, whose product is annotated as E3 ubiquitin-protein ligase SH3RF3. Gene Ontology annotation, molecular function: protein binding; metal ion binding. Lineage: Eukaryota; Metazoa; Arthropoda; Insecta; Hymenoptera; Vespidae. The record is from RefSeq and is a predicted model, not a curated record. The coding region runs from base 945 to 3665 and encodes 906 amino acids. The transcript has 15 exons.